Molecule: messenger RNA, 4676 nt
Organism: Maylandia zebra (zebra mbuna)
Lineage: Eukaryota; Metazoa; Chordata; Actinopteri; Cichliformes; Cichlidae
Gene: nkain2
Product: sodium/potassium transporting ATPase interacting 2
Biological process (GO): regulation of sodium ion transport
Source: RefSeq, a predicted model, not a curated record
CUGGUACCCUGUCCUCUGAGCCCGAGAAGGGAGUGCUUCUACCUGGGCUGGAGGCCAGCCAGACGGCCCUUUGGGAGCUUUUGGAUUUUGAAGGAGAGAUCUUGGGGAGUUUCUGCUCCACGUGGACCUCCAGAGAGAGCCAGGAGGACAUCAUGGGGUGCUGCAGUGGCAGGUGCACCUUGGCCUUCAUCUGUGGCAUGCAGCUGGUCAGUGUGCUGGAGCGCCAGGUGAUAGAUUUCCUGGGAUACCAGUGGGCUCCCAUCCUGACCAACUUCCUGCACAUCAUUGUUGUCAUCCUGGGCCUUUUUGGCACCAUUCAGUUCAGGCCGAGAUAUGUCACUGGGUAUGCAGCCUGGCUCGUAGUCUGGAUGACCUGGAACGUUUUCAUCAUCUGUUUUUACCUGGAGGUUGGAGACCUGUCCAGAGACUCUGACCUUGUCCUGACAUUUAACCUGUCCAUGCACCGCUCCUGGUGGAUGGAGAAUGGCCCAGGAUGCAGGGUGACGCCCAUCACCCCUCCUCCCUCCUGGGCACCCGAGGACCACCGAUAUAUAUCUAUAUCUGGCUGUCUGAUGGAUUUUCAGUUCAUAGAGGUGGCUCAUUCCUCGCUGCAGAUACUCCUGGCUUUGGUGGGGUUUAUCUACGCCUGUUACGUGGUCAAGCUUAUUUCUGAAGAGGAGGAUAGCUUUGAUUUUAUAGGAGGGUUUGACUCGUAUGGCUACCAGGGGCCUCAGAAGACCUCCCACCUUCAACUACAACCCAUGUACAUGUCAAAAUAAGCCCAGAAGCGACUCCAAGAGUGCUGCCUUACCAACGAUUCCUGCUUAAAAUCCUGUUUUUAUUACUCCCAACUGUCUUUUAAUAAACAACAGAGACACAGACAAGUAGACAGGGAACAGAUGACUCUCUGCGAUUCAGCUCACAAAUCUCCCCAAACACUUGGUCAGAUGGCUUCCCACUAGCCUGUCUUUCAGUGGAGUUCCUGAUGAAACAUUGGCCUCAUGUGGCUCAGCAUGGUAACUGCAGGACAUUUUUCAUUCCUUCCUCAGACCCGGUCAGUAGCCAGUGACUUGCUUCUCCCUUGUGCUGCUGGGCGUCUGCUUUACGAGGGAAACCGAAGGGAUGCAAAGAGGCCACGCUCGACGGUCGACGGUCACGUGUUCCUGCGAGCUUCCAAUGAGAACUCAUUCAAUUUUCUGCUGUCAAAAGAAAAAAAAAACAUGUUUCAGGAGCGCUGGUUAAGUGUGUUGGUAUCUAACAGCUCUUGCGCCUCACCAAAGAGUUUAAAAACCAUCCCCGUGCACACAACAGAGCCUGUUUAACCUUCUCUGGAACUUUUUGCUCUUUGUGCCUGACUGAUUAACACUUGGAAAAGUCCAGCGAAGAAUCUCCGAACAUGACUACCGAUUAAGGAAUGUUAAACACCUUUCAAAGUUUUUUUUAUUUUGUUUUAGUUAUUUAUUUAUUUAUUUUCGGUGAAUUUCAGGAUCUGGUUUUCUAACGGUGAUGGCCAAGACGGCAGGAGGACACAUUUUACUCUGGCAAAAAAAUGUUGAAUGUUAUCCAACAGCGUUGAUUUUACCGUCCUCUCAUCUGUGCAUGCGUACAGGAAGCAGACGCAUUCACAGACAGGCGUUGAGUAAUGUACAUGUGAACGCAUGCAUGCACACAAACACACACACACACACAAACUUAGGACAAAUCUUAGCACUUCACUUUUUUUUUUUUUUACUGCUAAUGUGAAUCUUAAUGUUUACAAUUGAGAGACUGAACACUUGACUGACGCAGCAGGUAGAGAUGACCCACACUUCUUAGCUGCAGCAUCCCAAAGGUCGGGGUGUUUUCAGCCAUACAAGGAAAAAAAAACAGCUGUGUCUCUUGCUGUAUAAAUAUUUCGUCUUCCACCCAAGAUACAUACAGAGAUGGCAACAAAGACAGAAAAUGUCACAGGAGAGCGACAGGUUCCCAUCCGUCUCAGUCCUUGUGUAGACUACCCCAUAUCUGUCACCGAACAAUCGAUUCUCUUUUUCUUAAUUAGACUCUUUUGUUUUUUUAAAGAAAGAAUGGCAAAUCACCCUUUUUUGCAAUAUCCAGCUCUUUUUAAUAAUAAUUCAAAAGCAGCCAAAAUCUUCUGCAGGCAACACUUUAUAUAAAUGACAAUCACAGUCAGAGCAGCCUGUCGUGUCGUGAAUUGGCAUUUUUCUGUCAGUUCAGGGAGCUGGAUGUUAGAGAAGGAAACCUUCCCGAAAGAUGGUGGUCACCGUCACUGGAGAACAGGGAAGCCUUUAAAUGAUAUUCUUUGAUGCAUUAUUUGAUGUUUCGCCUUUGUGGUGAAUGAUAAAAGAUUGAAAGGAACAAAUGGGGAAAGCAAGGUUUGCCGUAUCCUUGCACACCCUCGCCAGCAGCCUGAUGAGGACAAAAAAACAGAGAAAGACAUUUAGCAGUUCUCCUCUUUCACUUCAUUGCUCCACUUUUAAUGCUUAAAGUGCCAACUGUACCAUCACAUAGACCUCUGUAGACCUCGGUUUCAGAGAGCCGCACACUGGGACCAAUAAUAGUAGGUCUCAAGUUUACUUUGCAGGGUUUCCAUGAAAGAAAACUGAUAAAAGAAAUCACAAAUUAAAAUUAUAUUGGCAUUCCAGAUAGCCAGCAGGUUUUUUUAUUUUAUGUUUUAUUUUUAUUCAACUGACUCCUCCUGGAAAUGUGACUGAUGUUGCAUUUGUAUUGUAAUCACUGGACCAAAUGUUUUGAGGCCUUUUUCUUUUACUGAGAAACUCUUUUUUUUUUCUGGUAGGAAAAACACUGGCUUCUCACGAAAGAAGGAUGGACAAGGUCAGACUGUUUUCCUCAACAAAAUUCGUCUCAAAAUCCACCUUAAGCACCCCCUCGGCCAGUAUCUUCAGCAGUAUAUCCGUUUUGUAAUGAAACUCCAGGCGUUUCAAAUCGCUGCCCUGUGGGGCUCCGCCGACGGUCGCUCCGGAGGACAGAAACAGCAUUUUGUGUGUUUGCAUGAGGUGUUUCCCAAACUGUUGCAUAUUUAAUCUCAUGCUGCGUGUGACUAACUAGCUACUUAAAAAUGGGAACUGUUUGGUUUGUCGAAUGCUCCUCAAAAGCUCCUCCAAGAGUCCUAAAUGUGAACUUUGUGGGGUUUUUUCUAUAAAUAACACAGUCUGAAAUGUCUGCUGAGUAAAGGGAGAAAAAUAGCUACUACGAUGUAAAACUAUGAAAUGUAACUUUGACCUUCUAGACGUUUUUUAUUCACAUGUGGCUGUGUUUACUGUUUUUUCUAGUUGACUAAUACUGUAUGAUGUUGUGUAUAAGUGGGACUACUAUGUUUUACUUCUUCUAACUGUAUAGUAUAUUUGAAAUCAGAGCGGGAAAGAGAGGACAAGGCGGAGGGAGAGUAUUAGUUGCACUAUAGGCUGUAAUUGUUUAAUUAACUGGUCUGUUAGGCCUUAAAAUUCACUUUCAAUUCAACACAUAAUUAAAUUAACUAAUAUUCAUUUGUAUUUGAACUGUCAACCAAACACAUGCACAUGUGGCUUUCUGACAGCUUGGUUUGUUUUGCACAGUUCAAAUCGGGAAACUGUGAAAAUGUUCCAUUAUUGUGAAGCUUAAUUGAAAGAGCUGGUCAGUCGCAGCAUUAUGAAAUGACUUUAUUUGAACUGAAAGUGGAUUUUAUUUGUUAAUAAAUUUGUCUUUGACCACGCUGUGUAAUCAGUGAUCUAGAAAGUCCUAAUUUGGUACAUUUAACAAGCGAGAAAGGAUUUCAGAAAUAUAAUGUGACCCGUGUGUGUGUGUGUGUGUGUGUGUGUGUGUGUGUGUGUGUGUGUGUGUGUGUGUGUGUGUGAGACCACAUGUGGGACUGUGUACUGCAGUGCAUUGUUUUCUAUGUCAUGGUGAACUAUGCAGACUUGAACCCCGAACCUAACAAAAAGACAAUUAAAAAAACACACGCUCUGCUCUAAAGCGAGGUGCCACUUUAAGCUGAAGGAAGAGCUUGUUAAAGGUGAAAAAACAGCAAUAACAACAGUAAUAAUACAUUUUUAAAGUAAAAAGGAAGACAGCAGCUACACUGUUUGUUAUUUAUCUUGAGAGCUGGUUGAGCCCAUUUAGACUUUGGAACAGUCAAUAGAGCUUUUGUGUGAUAAAAGGAAAAAAGAAUUUGUAGAAGAAUUGAGCCAAGCCAUUAUUGUGUUGAUCAGUGUAAAUAAACAUUCAAUCAAGCCAGUGUAAAACUCUUGACACUGCAAUAAAAAAGCUCCAAGAUACUCUGUGUGGUAUGAGAUACCAGUUAGCUGAGUUCUCUUAGAUAAUUGAUUUAGGUGGAAAUUUGCGCUUUAAUUUAAAAAAGCAUACAUUCUGGAGGGAAAUUGGUUUGUUGAAACAGAUAAUCUUCUGUUAGACGAGUGUUUGAAAAUGCAAUAAGACAUGAUCAUCUUAUAUUUAGCAACUAUUUUCACAGUACAAUGUUACGGAAAUGUGCCACUUACUGAAAGUGGGAGCAGAGACGUCCAGUCUUUUCUCUGUGGCUCUGGGUUGAUUUGUUGAAGUUCACCACUGACUAGAAUGUACCAUGUAUGUAUGUUAGCGCCUUCUCUUCAUAUGAUGGGUUUCCCACAGGUGACUGACUGUACAUAAACUAGACAGCUGGGAUUAAAGUAGAGUGUGGAGAA